AUGCCUCGCAUCAACCCCAAAGACAUUCUUCGAGCCCGUUCAUCAGCCAAUAAAGCUCUGCUCUCACUACUGCCGGUCUGUAGAGACCUGCGCUCGGCCCGCAAUGAAGUCAAGUGGAUGACAGAACACGCUCUCGAUAUCGCACGGCGACUCGAUGGAGCGGAGCCUGUUCAGCAUGCGCACAUUCUCUCCAACUAUGUGCAAAGACGUGCUGGAGGGGAGCCAUUGCAGUACAUUCUCGGCUCGGAGUACUUUGGCGAGCUGGAGAUCAAAUGUCGUCCAGGGGUCUUGAUUCCACGACAAGAAACGGCUGCUUCUGUCACUCAUCUCGCUCGUCUCCUUCAUAAGUCUGCCUCACCUCUGAAAGUCCUUGACCUCUGCACAGGAACUGGGUGCAUCCCGCUCCUCUUCCACAAUGUCUUCUACUCCAGCCGAGCAGCAAAAGGCUCGUCUCCACCUGCACUAGACAUUCUCGGCGUAGACAUAUCCUCAGUAGCUCUGAGUCUAGCACGGGAGAAUCUCGUCCACCAGAUUGCCAGUCAAGCACAAAAGCAAGCCACGUCACAAGAACAGACCCGAUCCCUGCACAGAAUCGGUUUCGUCCAAGCAGACGUAUCCCAGACGGAGAAAUCUCUCCUCCCAGCUCUCGCGCGUGUCUCUCAUCUUGACGAAGAGGAUUUACCUCCUUCAUUCGAUAUCCUGAUAUCAAACCCACCAUACAUCUCCCCCUCAGCCCGACUGCCUCGCUCAGUGCGUCUCUAUGAACCUGAACUGGCGCUCAUUCCGAGCAGUCCAUCAUCUUCCAAACUUGUCAGAGGAGAUGAGUUCUACCCAGCACUCCUCAACGCGGCUGACCUUGUCAAUGCCAAGAUUCUGUUGUUCGAGGUUGGCGAUCUGGAGCAGGCAAAGCGAGUAGCUGGCAUGGCUAUCAGGAAGGGAGCGUGGGACACAGUCGAGAUCUGGCGAGACGAUCCCUCCCAUGAUGCAGAAGAAGUGUUGGAGAUUGCAGGAGAGAGAGUUCAAGUGCGAGGAGAGGGAAAUGGACGGAGCGUGGUCGCAUUUCGAGGAGACGGGAAUGGCUGGAUCGAUAGUUAUUAG
Messenger RNA from Ramularia collo-cygni, 1098 nucleotides. RefSeq lists its product as uncharacterized. The coding region runs from base 1 to 1098 and encodes 365 amino acids. Lineage: Eukaryota; Fungi; Ascomycota; Dothideomycetes; Mycosphaerellales; Mycosphaerellaceae. Gene Ontology annotation, molecular function: nucleic acid binding; methyltransferase activity. The record is from RefSeq and is a predicted model, not a curated record. Gene Ontology annotation, cellular component: mitochondrion. Gene Ontology annotation, biological process: methylation. The transcript has 2 exons.